This is a messenger RNA of Cajanus cajan (pigeon pea), 1062 nucleotides long. It is a transcript of the gene AGL12, whose product is annotated as AGAMOUS-like 12. The record is from RefSeq and is a predicted model, not a curated record. Lineage: Eukaryota; Viridiplantae; Streptophyta; Magnoliopsida; Fabales; Fabaceae. Gene Ontology annotation, cellular component: nucleus. Gene Ontology annotation, biological process: positive regulation of transcription by RNA polymerase II. Gene Ontology annotation, molecular function: DNA-binding transcription factor activity; RNA polymerase II transcription regulatory region sequence-specific DNA binding; protein dimerization activity.
AUUUGAAUGAGUGAUGGCGAAAUGUUAUAAUGGUUGUUGUUAUAUAAGGGGUCGAAUCCCACAAGUUGAAGCAAAAUUGGUUGAGAGACUCUGAGAAAAGGGUACUACGUACCUGCCUGCAGCAACCUCGAAGCUAGUUCAAACUAGUGGGAGGUUGUGUGCAUAGAAGCACAAACACAAAUAGACUCGUCAUAUUAGUAUUAUUGAUCAUUGAACAUUGAUCAAUAUGGCUCGUGGAAAGGUUCAGCUGAAGCGAAUUGAGAACUCAGUGCACAGACAAGUUACCUUCUGCAAGCGCCGAGCAGGGCUUCUUAAGAAAGCUAAGGAACUCUCUGUGCUGUGCGAUGCUGAAAUUGGCCUUGUCAUUUUCUCCGCCCAUGGAAAGCUCUAUGAACUAGCCACCAAAGGAACCAUGCAAGGGCUCAUUGAGAGGUACAUGAAGUUCACACCAGGGGCUCAGCCUGAAGCAGCACCUGAAGCACAUCCUCUGGAUGCAAAAGAGGAAACCAACAAGCUAAAACAAGAAAUCCAAACACUGCAAAAGGGUAUCAGGUAUUUGUUUGGAGGAGGAAAUAAGACGAUGACAAUCGAUGAAUUACAAAUAUUAGAAAAGAAUCUCGAAAUGUGGAUAUAUCAUAUUCGUUCAAUGAAGAUGAACAUCAUGUUACAAGAAAUUCAAGCUUUGAAAGAUAAGGAGGGAACUCUUAAAGCGGCAAAUAAAUAUCUGCAGGAUAAGAUUGUGGAGAAUACUGUAGUUUAUAAUGUUGCUCCAUAUGCUACUGACACUCCAUACCCGCUAAUUAUACAAGAUGAGGUUUUUCGACUCUAUUAACUGAGUUGUUACUUCAACGUUGUGUUUAUACAUGAUUUAGUUAAUAAAUGAAUAUGUUGUGAUGCAUAAGAAUAAAUACUGUAAUAUGGAUGGAUGAACAUAGUUCUUUGGUUACUAUUACCAAAUUUCAUGGUGUGCAAACUUUGCAAUAAUUUGUAACAUUAAUAAUGUGCUGUUAUGAUACUAUUUAAUUAUAAUGUAAAAGUUAGAAAAAAUGUGGUUUUUGACUU